AUGUUCUCCAUAUUCGGUUCAAAGAAAACUGUCGAAGAGCAGCUUCGUGCCAACAAAAGAGCAAUUAACCGUGCAGUGCGCGAGCUAGAAACGGAAAAAAGGCGUCUGGAGCAAGAUAAAAAUAAAAUAACCUUGGAAAUUAAGAAGCUCGCCAAACAAGGUGAAAUGGAUGCCGUGAGGAUCUUGGCCAAGCAGAUUGUAAGGAAUAACAAUUACAUCAGACGCUUCACGCUUAUGAAAACAAAUCUCGAGGCAGUAGGAUUAAAGUUACAAACUUUGAAAUCCACAAACGCAAUGGGCGAAACGAUGAAAGACAUUACCCGAGUCAUGCGACGCAUGAAUGCCUCAAUGAAGUUGCCUCAGUUACAAAAAAUCAUGAUGGAAUUUGAAAAACAAUCUGGCAUCUUAGAGUCCAAGGAGGAAAUGAUGUCCGACGCAAUCGAUGAUGCCCUUGGAGAUGAUGAUAUCGACGAAUCGGAGCAGGUUGUGAACAAGGUAACCAGACAGUUAUACCAUUCCCCGCCACCGCCAUCCGGCUUUGGUGGUAGGCAGCUUUGCUGU
Echinostoma caproni is the source of this 561-nucleotide messenger RNA. The record is from the annotation of a GenBank genome assembly. Lineage: Eukaryota; Metazoa; Platyhelminthes; Trematoda; Plagiorchiida; Echinostomatidae.